Molecule: messenger RNA, 3039 nt
Organism: Callorhinchus milii (elephant shark)
Lineage: Eukaryota; Metazoa; Chordata; Chondrichthyes; Chimaeriformes; Callorhinchidae
Gene: znrf3
Product: zinc and ring finger 3
Exons: 10
Coding region: 191-2887 (898 amino acids)
Biological process (GO): negative regulation of canonical Wnt signaling pathway; ubiquitin-dependent protein catabolic process; Wnt receptor catabolic process
Molecular function (GO): ubiquitin protein ligase activity; frizzled binding
Source: RefSeq, a predicted model, not a curated record
GGCCGUGGCGGUGGCGGUGCUGGUGGGCAGCGCUCUGGGGCCGGGGGUCGGCGCCAAGGAGACCGCCUUCGUGGAAGUGGUGCUGUACGAGUCGAGUCUGAACGGGGAGUACACCACCUUCACCACCGACCUCCAGGGAAGGUUCUCCCGGGCGGGGGCCACCAUCAGCGCCGAGGGGGAGAUCGUACAGAUGCACCCACUGGGAUUAUGCAACAAUAAUGAUGAGGAGGACUUGUACGAGUACGGAUGGGUGGGAGUUGUUAAGCUUGAGCAACCAGAGUUGGAUCCCAAGCCGUGUCUCACUGUAUUAGGCAAGGCCAAGCGGGCAGUUCAGAGAGGAGCCACGGCUGUUAUUUUCGACGUGUCUGAGAACCUCGAUGCCAUUGACCAGUUGAAUCAAGGCUCUGAAGAUCCGUUGAAACGACCCGUGGUUUACGUUAAGGGAAUGGACGCCGUGAGGCUGAUGAACAUCGUCAACAAGCAGAAGGUGGCACGAGCCCGAAUCCAACACCGGCCACCGCGGCAGCCCACAGAGUACUUUGACAUGGGCAUCUUCCUGGCUUUCUUUGUGGUGGUGUCUCUGGUCUGUCUGGUUUUGCUCAUCAAGAUCAAGCUCAAACAACGCAGGAGCCAGAGCUCCAUGAACAGGAUGGCCAUACAAGCCUUGGAGAAGAUGGAGACAAGGAAAUUCAAGUCAAAGGGAAAAGUCUUCAGGGAGGGCAGCUGUGGAACCUUGGACACCCUCAGUAGCAGCUCGACAUCGGACUGCGCCAUCUGCUUGGAGAAAUACCUGGAUGGGGAGGAGCUGCGUGUGAUUCCGUGCACACACCGAUUCCACAAGAAGUGUGUGGAUCCCUGGCUCUUACAACACCACACAUGCCCGCACUGUAGACACAAUAUCAUUGAAAGGAAGAAAGAAAACAACGGCUCGGUGUGCCUGGAGGCCGAGACUCAGCAAGGCCGGGCAAGGCAGAGGGUGGUCCUGCCCGUCCACUACCCCGGGAGGGUGCACAGGACCGGCCAGUUGGCCGCCUUCCCCACCAGGACUAGCACAGACCCUCGCGGGGGAAACCCGGUCACCGUGCUCACUGUAGAGCAGCCCGGCGACCAGGGCCUGUUGUACCCUUCGCGGUCCUCCGCUGCUGCCAACAACGCCUACUACCCGGCCAUUCACCCGGACCACAGCUUGGCGGGCGGGCAUCACCACUGCGCCAACGACCACCGGCCCUACCCGCAGCCCGGGGGAGCCCUGAGGCGCUCCAGGUUCGGUGGGGGCCGUCACUUCUCUCGGGGGGCUUGCUUCUCCCAGUACGAGACCAUUUACCAGCACUAUUACAUCCAGGGACUGAGCUAUCCCCAGGCCGAGGGGGGCAUGAGCGGGGCUCACCGAGGGGGGAGCACGCGGGCAGCCUUGCAGCUGGGUGCAGGAGGGCGAGGAGCAGCAGUCGGUGGAGCAGGAGGAGGAGGCGGGGGGAUGCUCUUGCCCACGGUGGUGCCUAUUCCGUCGGCCUCAAAUCAUCUGAGCGCCGCAGGCUCGGCCUUCGGCUGUUACCACGGCCACCGGUCAGUGUGUAGCGGUUAUCUGGCCGACUGCCCCGGGAGUGACAGCAGCAGCGGAGGGAGCGGGAAUGGCUCGGGACACUGCCACUGCUCGUCCAGUGACUCCAUGUUGGACUGCACCGAGGCCAGUAACCAGGGCGUGUACGGUAGCUGCUCCACCUUCCGCAGUUCCUUGAGCAGUGACUACGACCCCUACGUGUAUCGGAGCCGGAGCCCGUGUCGGGCGGGAGACCCCAACUCGAGCCGCGGGGGAGAGGGAGUAGGUGGAGGUGGAGGAGGAGGGAGAGGCGACUGUAACGGGAGCGGGUCGCUGCUGCUGACCGAAGCGGUGCCCGACGAGCUGGACGUCUCGACGGGCGGGCAAGAUCAAGAUGGCCGCCAGCCGUCGAUGGGCGACCAACUGUCGAACUGCAGCAUGGACAUGAACUACUACAGCAGCAGCGGCAGCGGGGGCAGCUCAUCGUCCCUCGAGUACAGGGACUACCCUCACCUCCACCACCACCACCAUCACCACCUGCUCCAUCACCCCCAUCACCGCGGCAACACCUCAGAGACCGGGCCUAGCACGGGUGGGCCCACAUCCUCGGCCUCCAUUCUCGGCCGGGCGGGCGGCGGGGUGUGGGCCAGGCGGGAGGAGGAGGGGGAGAGGGAGGGGGAGGAGAGGGCCUCGUGCGCCUGCUGCCUAGAUGGGGAGACUCGCGCGCCCGCCAACAACCCCCCCUCUUCCUCCUCCUCCCCCCCCAGCUCGGCACAAGGAGACGUCCGCAAAGGCUCAGGUAACGGCGGCGGUUUUUCCUUGCUGAACGUGCCGUGCUGUAGCGGCUGCGGCAAGUAUUCCGAGCCCGGAGGAGGCUGCCAGCAGCAGCAGCAGCAACAACAACAACAGCAGCAGCAGCAGGUCGGCGCCUUCACUGAGGACUAUGCAGUGAGCGUUCAGUACACGCUGACCGACGAGGCCCUGCGCGACUCCGACCUGGGGCAACGCAUCCCCAUCAUCCCCGAGGACACGGGCUGUCACUCAGCCACCGCCACCACCGCCUUGGAAGAAGAGCAGGAGGACUGCGAGGCCACCCGGCUUUGCGGCCCCGGCCUCUUCUCCCCCUCGCUUCUCGCCGGCAGCUCGUCUGAGGAGAGGAGGGACCCCCAGAGCCAGAGCCAGACCCCCGCCGAUAGUCAACCAGCAACCACCCCAACACGAGCAGGAGGCCGGCUUCCGAAACCUCCGCCCCGGCUUCCCAGAGGCAGAGGUGAAGAGGAGAGGAGCUUUGCAGGGCCUGGUCCAUCCCAUAUCCUGGAAACAAAUUGUCCCAACGAGCAGAACGUCUGAAAUUCUUUUUUUUAAUCGCGCGCGUGUAAAUAUAUAUAUAUAUAAUACGGAGAUACGGGAAGCUGUCAAUCAAGACUCCAAACUCAGUCCUCAAAGGGAUUGCAUUAGUUUUGACAAAACACACACAGAAGUGGUAACGGGGAGAGAGAGAG